Echinops telfairi (small Madagascar hedgehog) is the source of this 672-nucleotide messenger RNA. It is a transcript of the gene MRPS16, whose product is annotated as mitochondrial ribosomal protein S16. Gene Ontology annotation, biological process: mitochondrial translation. The record is from RefSeq and is a predicted model, not a curated record. Gene Ontology annotation, molecular function: structural constituent of ribosome. The transcript is spliced from 3 exons. Gene Ontology annotation, cellular component: mitochondrial small ribosomal subunit; ribosome. Lineage: Eukaryota; Metazoa; Chordata; Mammalia; Afrosoricida; Tenrecidae. The coding region runs from base 151 to 558 and encodes 135 amino acids.
CACCCGCGGUGUCCGCGUUGGGGUUGUCGGCACCCGAAGCCCAGGCUGUGAGGUGUCCCGCGUGGAUCCCGCGUGCCGCUGGGAGCUGUCGAGCGGGACCUGCGGACGGCGAGGAGUGGCUCCCGGCCCCGACGCCAGCCGGCUUGCACGAUGGUCCAGCUCACUCCCCUCCUUUGCAAGGCCUACCAUGGGGGACACUUAACCAUCCGCCUCGCCCUGGGUGGCUGUACCAACCGGCCUUUCUACCGCAUCGUGGCUGCUCACAACAAGUGCCCCAGAGAUGGCCGGUUUGUGGAACAGCUAGGCUCCUAUGACCCGCUGCCCAACAGCCACGGAGAGAAAAUCGUUGCCCUCAACCUGGAGAGGAUCCGGCACUGGAUUGGCUGCGGGGCCCACCUCUCCAAGCCGGUGGAAAAGCUCCUGGGUCUGUCAGGCUUUUUCCCUCUGCAUCCCAUGAUGAUCACUGGUGCUGAGAGACUACGAAGGAAACGGGCCCGUGAAGUCCUCAUAGCGUCUCAGAAGACGGACACAGAGGCUGCCGAAGCGGAAGCGAGUUGACUUUGAUGGACACAACAAUGGGAGCAGCAGGUCCACGGUUGUCCCUAAACACCUAUGCAGAACCCUGAAUUCUUUGAUUCGGAGGUUAAUAAAUGGAGUUUCUGAGUUACCGGA